Caenorhabditis remanei is the source of this 735-nucleotide messenger RNA. RefSeq lists its product as uncharacterized. The transcript is spliced from 5 exons. The record is from RefSeq and is a predicted model, not a curated record. NCBI's taxonomy places the organism in Eukaryota, Metazoa, Nematoda, Chromadorea, Rhabditida, Rhabditidae. Bases 1 to 735 code for a protein of 244 amino acids.
AUGAUAUCCGAAGUGUGUCAACAACGUGAGAUCUCCUUCCGGUGUGUCCAUUACACGUUUCUUGACGAAUGUUUCGAAGCAAGAGUUGGGAAAUGUGAUGCAGGGUCUGUUGCAAGAGUCGGAGCUAUUGGUUAUAAGCAGGCGUUGAGUAGUUGUCACUCAUCAAAGAAACAAAAGGCGGAAGGGACCCUCCCUAUUCUCGGUGCACCCGCGCAAUCCUUCCCUUCUCCAGUACAACUGAUAUCUGCACUUGGCUAUCUGCAAACUCAAUGCUCUCUGAGUCGGAGCAAAAACUGUUCCAGCGAUCAUGUACACAAUAUUAUGGCUCAAUGUGAAGAACAGAUGAAACCACUGGCAGGCUACCCACAAUAUGAUCGUCAUAGGUUAUUAAGAAUUAAAAUGGACACCUCAAAGAAACUACUGAUGUAUGAUGAGACGGACAAAGAGCGAGAGUGCUUAGUCGUUAGAUCUACACUCUCUGAAAUGUACUCUCUCCAUCACGCUAAUUGCUACCAUUCCCUCGUAACAAGAUGUCUAUGCGAAAGAUUGCGAUUCGACGUGCAAUGUGGUAUCAAUUGUGACCAAUUGGAGCCGACGUCACCAGAUCAAGAUACAUUGGCAUGGGACGAAUGGAAGGACGCACGAUUAGUACAUGGAUAUGGAUCCAAUUACAAACAAUUCGCCAUCACUCUUUCAAUCUUUUUUGUUCUUUCAUCUUUUGCGUUUCUUUUUUAA